Messenger RNA from Trichosporon asahii var. asahii CBS 2479, 243 nucleotides. RefSeq lists its product as uncharacterized. Bases 1 to 243 code for a protein of 80 amino acids. NCBI's taxonomy places the organism in Eukaryota, Fungi, Basidiomycota, Tremellomycetes, Trichosporonales, Trichosporonaceae. The transcript has 2 exons. The record is from RefSeq and is a predicted model, not a curated record.
AUGCUUAGGACACUCAACACCACUGCCACCCGCUUUGCGCGCACUUACGCCACUUCUGCGGCUCAUCCCCCGCCUGCUGGACAGAUGACCAAGCCGAAGCGCUCACUCACGUACAUGGCCAGUCUGCUCGGGCUCGGCUUCGGAGGCUCGUACGCCGCCCUCCGUAUGGCCUUUGGACGCCCGCCGCCGCCCCUCAUGCGCGCUGUCCCGGACCAUCCCCGCGCUCGCCGUGUUGUCGCAUAG